Messenger RNA from Mesocestoides corti, 993 nucleotides. NCBI's taxonomy places the organism in Eukaryota, Metazoa, Platyhelminthes, Cestoda, Cyclophyllidea, Mesocestoididae. The record is from the annotation of a GenBank genome assembly.
AUGAUUUUGGCCAUUUCAGCUACCCUAGUGAAACAUUUGCGUGUUUCUAUUGAAGGCGCGGUGGUGUUGGCUUAUUUGGUCCGGUGGUGGGUAUCGCAGCGUCCGCGUGAAGUCACCCUCGAAGGUCGUCAUGUUCUCAUCACCGGUGGCUCCUCCGGCAUUGGCCUAGCGCUGGCCGCUGAGGCGUUGCGGCGGCGCGCCGGUCGUGUGACCCUUGUCGCGCGGGACGCCACGAGACUCGCUGAUUCCCGGAGGAAGCUAAUCGAGGCUUUUGGCGCCGACUGCGAUGUAAGAACGGUCUCUUUGGAUAUCGCCGGCUCCUUUGAUGUUAUCCAGGAAAGUCUCCUUGUCACUCACAAAGUGGGCACCGUUGACGUGCUCAUCAACUGCGCCGGCAUGUCCGUGGCACGCACCUUCGAGGAGUGCGCGCCGGACGCCUUCGAGCGGCAGAUGCGGAUCAACUACCUGGGCGGUGUCCACGUCACCAAGGCCCUCCUGCCCGCGAUGCUGGGCGACGCGGACGCCUGCCAACGACGACGAAUCGCCUUCGUUUCGAGCCUGGCCGGGCUCAUUUCCAUCUACGGCUUCGCCGGUUAUGCUGCCAGCAAGGCCGCUGUUGGCGCCUUCGCCAGUGUCCUUCAGCAGGAACUGGAAGACUGCGAGAACGUCGGCAAGCCAGCGAUAACAUCGGCGAUCUCGGACGCCGGUGGUCUCUACUCGCCCGAGGAGGUGGCGAGCAACGCCAUGCGGGACAUCCUCGCGGGCAGACGCCGUUCCCUCCUCGGUGUCACGGGCCACGCGCUGUCCUGGGCCACGGCGGGCGUCUCACGGCCCCAAGAGGCCUUCCUCCUGCCCCUCCCCCCUCUCUUGGCUGCCGGCUUGGAGGUCCUGCUGGCCCCUCUCUUCAAAGUCGCCCUCAUGGGGUUCGCGUACUGGUGCCGCCUUUGCAUCCUCCGGCAUAGGAGACUGGAGAAGCCAGAACGCCAGUGCUAG